Molecule: messenger RNA, 908 nt
Organism: Oncorhynchus gorbuscha (pink salmon)
Lineage: Eukaryota; Metazoa; Chordata; Actinopteri; Salmoniformes; Salmonidae
Product: zinc finger protein RFP-like
Exons: 5
Coding region: 435-908 (157 amino acids)
Molecular function (GO): metal ion binding
Source: RefSeq, a predicted model, not a curated record
ACAACCAUCUUACCAACAGCUGAACAACCAUCUUGAACAACCAACAGCUGAACAACCAUCUUACCAACAGCUGAACAACCAACAGCUGAAAAACCAUCUUACCAACAGCUGAACAACCAUCUUACCAACAGCUGAACAACCAACAGCUGAACAACCAUCUUACCAACAGCUGAACAACCAACAGCUGAACAAUCAACAGCUACCAACAGCUGAACAACCAUCUUACCAACAGCUGAACAACCAUCUUACCAACAGCUGAACAACCAUCUUACCAACAGCUGAACAACCAUCUUACCAACAGCUGAACAACCAUCUUACCAACAGCUGAACAACCAUCUUACCAACAACAGAACAACUUAACUAGCAGGAGGAAGAGGAGGAGCGUUUGACAAACAGGACGACCUGUAAGCCUACCUGGCGACCUCUUCACUGAGAUGCGAAGACGGUUCUCGAAGUCGGGGGUAAAGACCCCAAAAACCUCCGAACCCCAGGCCUCUUCGCUUCCCACCCCAAGCCUUGCUGCAGCGCUAGCCCGGCGAAGGUUCACCCUGAGUGGGGCAGCUGACAGCCAGAACCAAGGACUGCCGGUCUACUGCAGAAUGCCAUUGUCUCGUAGCUUCCUGUCUGAAGACCAGUUCCAGUGUUCCAUCUGUCUGGAUAUCUUCAUAAACCCCGCCUCCACUCCCUGUGGACACUCCUUCUGCAUGGCCUGCAUUGGUCGGCACUGGGACGGUGCUAAGCUCUGCCAGUGUCCUCUCUGCAAAGAGACCUUUAAGAAGCGUCCGGACCUUCAGAUUAACCGGACCCUCAGGGAGAUCACAGAGCAGUUCAAGUCCAUGUCCGGGGUGUCUCGGUUGGGCAGCGGGACGUGGAGAGGUGUCCUUGGGGCUGGAGGUGAGGUAUCUUAA